GGCUGUUCCGUAAAAGAAAUAAGAAAAAGGGGAAUCUGCGAAAGGCAAAAAAUUUGCCUAGGUUUAGGGUUUCGUUAUCUUUUCUGUUCUCUCUCAUAAUUACCUCACCCCUCAUCAACUCACAAGAUUGUCGAUUUCCUUAUAAUUUACUUUUUAUACCGCAUACUCUCAUUGAAGCUUCAAUCUUUUUCGCAUUUUCUUUCGAGAUCGAAGAUUCCGAGUUGUUUCGUCUUCUGUAUUUCAACUGGUUUUUUCAUUUUCUUUUCGUAUUAUUCCUAAAUUAUUGUGUAUCCGAACGAUUGCAGUGUUUCUUGUAUCCCUUAGGGGAAUUUAUAUUUGGUGAAUGGAGUCAUGAGCUUUCGUCUAAUUGUUUGAUUUGGGUCACAUCCCUUGAAAUAUCGGCACUUAUCAGAUUUGAGCUUUGGCUGUUUACUGGAUUUGAAGGUAUCUGUGGGAGUGAAUGUAUCCUGCUGGAAUGGAUUAUGCUCGGGAAAGCAGCACAGUGUUAAUCACUACUCGGUUUGUUUGGCCAUAUGGAGGAAGAACUGUGUGCUUGAGUGGUACAUUCACAGGGUGGUCACAGUGGCCAAUGACUCCUGUAGAGGGUUGCCCUUCGGUGUUUCAAACUAUCUGUAGCCUACCACCUGGGUACCACCAGUAUAAAUUUGUUGUUGAUGGUGAAUGGAGGCAUGAUGAGAACCAACCUUUUGCUACUGGAAACUAUGGGAUUGUAAACACUGUUAUGUUGCCUAGAGAAACUGACUACCUUCCUGCAGUUGCAAGUACCCAGACUGCUCCUAAUUCUAACAUGGAUGUCGAUAAUGAUACCUUUCAGCGUGUGGUUAGGGUGUCGGAUGGUGCAUUGGAUGCUGUGUCUAGAAUAUCACAGGCAGAUAUAGAGAUAUCUCGCCACCGUAUAUCUGCAGUCCUCUCCACACACAUGGCGUAUGAGUUGCUUCCUGAGUCGGGAAAGGUGAUUGCAUUAGAUGUUGAUCUCCCUGUAAAGCAAGCGUUCCAUAUUCUGCACGAGCAGGGUAGUCCUAUGGCUCCUCUCUGGGAUUUCAACAGGGGACAUUUUGUUGGAGUUCUUAGUGCGUUGGAUUUUAUCUUAAUUAUGCGGGAGCUUGGAAAUCAUGGGUCCAACCUUACAGAGGAGGAACUUGAGACACAUACUAUAUCUGCUUGGAAAGAAGCAAAAUCAUACAUAAAUGGACAGAUUAAUGAACGAGGGGGAGCAGCUCUUAGAGUGCUUGUAUCUGCUGGCCCAGAUGACAAUUUGAAAGAUGUUGCUUUGAAAAUUUUGCAAAAUGGUGUAGCUACAGUUCCUAUCAUUCAUUCACCCUCAGAGGAUGGGUUAUAUCCACAGCUACUGUAUCUUGCUUCACUUGCUGAAGUACUAAAAUAUCUUUGUAGGUAUUUCAGGCAUUCACCAGCAUCUCUUCCCAUUCUUCAAUUGCCAAUUAAUGCCAUACCAUUAGGGACCUGGGUUCCCAAAAUUGGAGAGCCAAAUCGACGGCCGUUGGCGAUGUUGAGACCUACUGCCUCGCUUAGUGCAGCACUGAAUUUAUUGAUUCAAGCUCAAGUUGGUGCAAUUCCCAUUGUUGAUGAGAAUGACUCAUUAUUGGAUAUAUAUUCUCGAAGUGAUAUCACAGCCUUGGCCAAGGACAAAAUUUAUACACACAUCAAUCUUGACGAAAUGACCAUUCAUAAGGCAUUGCAGCUUGGAGAGGAACCGUAUGCUUCCCCAUACAUGGUUGGCAAUGAAAGAUGUCACAUGUGUUUACGGUCUGACCCGCUCCAUAAAGUGAUGGACAAGUUAUCCAAGCCAGGUGUUAGACGGCUUGUGAUUGUGGAGGCUGGGAGCAAGCGCGUUGAAGGUAUCAUAUCUCUUAGUGAUGUUUUCCGGUUCUUGCUUGGAUAGGGUGGGAGUGGGAACAAUGACUUUGAUGGUGCCACUGCUGCAACGACGCCCACUUUCAGCAGUGAUCUAAUCUCAAUUCUUUCAUGUAUACACAACUGGAUUGGCCUCAAAUGUUGGGGCCUGGUUCUUUUUACUAUGUUGGGCUUCAAAUGAGGCGUGAUGUAAAUUGUCAUAUUUGUUUUCUUUUCCUUGUUUCAAAACGUCGUCAAAUAUGUAGCAGCAUUUACUAUAUAAACUAGUGUCUCCUUGUUCUGCAGCAAAGACAGCUGCCAUUUUUCCUCCAAAUUCUUGGGGCUUGUC
Messenger RNA from Ipomoea nil (Japanese morning glory), 2221 nucleotides. Its product is annotated as sucrose nonfermenting 4-like protein. Lineage: Eukaryota; Viridiplantae; Streptophyta; Magnoliopsida; Solanales; Convolvulaceae. Bases 461 to 1921 code for a protein of 486 amino acids. The transcript has 14 exons. The record is from RefSeq and is a predicted model, not a curated record.